AUGUCGGCUCACCAGAACCCUCCCAAGAGACCAAGGCUGUCCCUCCAGAUCAAGACAAUAGCCAAUGGUCCAAACCUCCGCGGCUCCAGGACCGUGGCAGCAGCAGUCAACCCGACCUCGCCGACUGCCUUCAACACCUUGUCCAAUGUCUAUGUCACGGCCAUUGACCGGGCUACGCCUGUCACUGCCAUCAACACCUCGAGCCAGCCUCUGAAGAUACAAACACAGGACCUCACCAAGGAGCACAAUGGCAAUGACUCCCAUACACCAUACGCACCGACUUACCUGGACACGCCCAUCACGGCCCAACCACUGUCGCCAGGAGCGGCAGCUCCGUCGAUGCAGUUCCCGAGCACAAUGACAGCCACGCCACCCCUGUCAUCCGGGCCCGUCGACGACAACGACCCCAAGCCAUUCUCCUUCUCGGCCGCGGACACGGCCGGUGCGCCUGCAGAAGCACCAGGGGCACAAGGCCCCUCAUGGGCACCGAACUUCCCGCCAUCCUCCGCCUCGACGCCGACAGGCGCCGCGCGGCGGCGGGCCACGCUGCCCCUCAGCGUCUCCAGCUCCUCGGGCGUGCCGCUGCCCUACGUGCGCAACCGCUCCCUGCACAGCAUCCUCCGCAACUCGCCGCUGCCGCCGCCGACGGCCAAGACGCCCAUCUCGCCCCGCCGCCAGUCGCUGCGGCUCGCCGAGAAGGCCGCCCGCCGCGUCGGCUACGGGAGCCCCAUCGAGCAGGAGAUCACCACCAACGAGUACGUGCGGUCGCACAUCGACCUGCUGGCCGAGGAGGUCUCGCCGCGGUCCGCGACGUCGCCGUCAGCGUCCACGGCGGCGGCGGCGGCGGCGGCUGCGGCUGCCGGUUCUUCAAACGACCAGAUGGUCCUCGACAUGGCCAUGGCCUACACGGGCGACGAGACCCGCGACGGCGGCCAGACGCCCGGGCCGUUUGAGGAGAUGAGGCGGCGCAUGGCGGGGCUGGUCACCAGGACGCCGACGUCGCCGACGGUGCCGGCCUCGGGCGGGUGCAGCAGCCCGGCGGGGAUCCGGAAGAGGCGGUCGAAGAGAGAGACAAAAAGGCGAUGGGUGUGGACGAUCGGCACGCAGGAGGACGAUGCCGACGACAGGGAGGUCGGCGGGGCCAUUGCCGCCAUGCGGGCGGCGGCCAGGGCGCAGGCCGAGGCCGAGGCCAAGCCUCAGCCACCUCCCGAAACCACCACUGGCGCCGCCGCCGCCGCCGCUGACGCUCCGGCCGUCGUGCCGGAGCCAAUGGCACAAUCGCCAAUGGAAAUCCCGACGCCUAGCAUUGAGACUUCAGACGAGGCGGCGCAGGACGUGGUCAUGUCCGAGUCCGAGGCGGAGGCAGAAGGGGAGGAAAGGGACGACGCCAACGCCUACACGCUGGCCGUGAGCACUGAAAUGGAGGUCGAUGUGGCGACGCCGACAGUACCGCGCAAGAACAUUAACGCCCACCUGAGUUCAGUGAGACAGGACUCGGAGGGCCUGUUUAAUUCCGAGACGGGAAGCAGGAGGGAUUCGCCCAUACCCGCGCACCUUAUCUCAUAA
This is a messenger RNA of Diaporthe amygdali, 1566 nucleotides long. RefSeq names its product glucan 4-alpha-glucosidase. The record is from RefSeq and is a predicted model, not a curated record. Bases 1 to 1566 code for a protein of 521 amino acids. The transcript has a single exon. NCBI's taxonomy places the organism in Eukaryota, Fungi, Ascomycota, Sordariomycetes, Diaporthales, Diaporthaceae.